UGGCACGACUUGCUCGAGAAAACCAGAGCUUUCAACUUCCGAGCUUUCAUUUGUCCAUUUCCGUUUCUGAGGAAAAGUCAAUUUUCUAACAAAAGAUCAGUUGAACUGAAUUCGAAUUCUUCGAACCCAUCAUGAAUCACCGCAAUCGCAACAGUCCAAACGAGAUUUCUCAACCACUCGUUUCCGGUUCGGCAAUGGAAGAAAUCAAGUCCGAUUCCACUCCCCAGCACCGCCUCAUCCCGGUGGAACCCCAGGUCGUGCUAUCAGAACCACCCAAAUCGAAGCGUGUUGCGUCGCUUGAUAUCUUCCGAGGUCUCACCGUUGCGUUGAUGAUUUUGGUUGAUGAUGCUGGGGAAGAAUGGCCUAUGAUUGGUCAUGCACCAUGGAACGGUUGCAAUCUUGCAGAUUUUGCGAUGCCUUUCUUCUUGUUCAUUGUUGGGAUGGCCAUUGCACUUGCCCUUAAGAAAAUACCAAGUCAACUUAUGGCCAUUGAAAAGAUCACCCUUAGAACUUUAAAGCUCCUUUUCUGGGGGCUUCUGCUACAAGGUGGCUAUUCACAUAAGCCAGACAAACUGACUUAUGGCGUUGACGUGAAAAAGAUCAGGUUGUGUGGCAUUCUCCAGAGAAUUGCUUUUGCAUAUUUGGUUGUGGCACUUGUGGAAGUACUUUCCAGAAAAGCACAAUCCAGGGAUCAACCAGCACAAUCCAGGGAUCAACCAUUCGGCCACUUUUCUAUAUUCAAGUCAUACUUCUGGCAUUGGCUGGUUGGAGCUUGUAUUCUUGUUGUUUACUUCACUCUCCUCUAUGGAACAUAUGUUCCUGAUUGGCAAUUUACCGUCAAUGACAGUGAUAGUGAUUAUUUUGGAAGAAACUUCACUGUAGCAUGUGGUGUUAGGGGAAGUUUGGAUCCUCCAUGUAAUGCUGCGGGAUAUCUUGACAGAAAAUUGCUGGGAAUCAAUCACUUGUAUCCGUACCCUGCUUGGAGAAGAUCUAAAGCUUGCACCGAGAAUUCUCUAUAUGCAGGGCCUUUUCGAAAUAAUGCUCCAUCAUGGUGUUUUGCCCCUUUUGAACCUGAAGGAAUUUUAAGUUCUAUAUCUUCAAUUCUGUCCACAAUCAUCGGAGUGCAUUUUGGGCAUGUUCUAAUACAUUUUCAGGAUCAUUCAGCUCGGCUAAAGCAAUGGAUUACUAUGGGAUUCGCUCUUCUUAUUUUUGGACUUGUUCUUCAUUUCACUCACGUAAUUCCAAUAAAUAAACAGUUAUAUACUUUAAGCUACGUCUGCGUGACGUCAGGAGCUGCAGCAUUGGUUUUCUGUGUCUUCUACUCUUUGGUUGAUAUUUGGGGUCUGAAGUACUUGUUUCUGCCAUUGGAGUGGAUCGGGAUGAACGCGAUGCUCGUGUUCGUUAUGGCAGCAAUGGGCAUUUUUGCAGGAUUCAUCAAUGGCUGGUAUUAUGAAGACCCCCACAACACACUGAUAUAUUGGAUAAAGAAGCAUCUUUUCAUUGGAGUUUGGCAUUCAAGAAGAGUGGGCAUCCUCCUCUAUGUAAUCUUUGCAGAGAUCUUGUUUUGGAGCAUUGUCGCCGGGAUCUUGCACCGGUUCCGCUUAUACUGGAAGCUAUAAGAAGACACUUUAUUUUGKGGCAUUGUUGUCGGGAUCUCACAUCGACUUCGCUUGUACCGGAAGCUGUAGGAUAGUUUUUGAUUGUUCUUGAUGCUGAAACUCUGUCUCUCCAUGAACAGAUUAUCUUCUGUGUACUAAAAAGAAUGGUUAAACUGAGUUCUGAUGUUGUAUAUUUAUUAUGUAUUUGGGGACGUAUUUUAACAUUUUUCUUUCUAGUUAGGAUCGAACCUUCAACGAUAAGAAAAGUAAGAGUUGUACUUCUAUCCACUGAGUGAUGUUUGAAUUAUGGGAGAACCCUAAUUUAAUGGUUAUAAAUGUGGGGAGUUUUCCCACGGAGGUAGUUAGGGAGAAAA
Messenger RNA from Momordica charantia (bitter melon), 1972 nucleotides. Its product is annotated as heparan-alpha-glucosaminide N-acetyltransferase-like protein (DUF1624). The record is from RefSeq and is a predicted model, not a curated record. NCBI's taxonomy places the organism in Eukaryota, Viridiplantae, Streptophyta, Magnoliopsida, Cucurbitales, Cucurbitaceae.